Diplodia corticola is the source of this 1335-nucleotide messenger RNA. Its product is annotated as fad binding domain-containing protein. The coding region runs from base 1 to 1335 and encodes 444 amino acids. The transcript is spliced from 6 exons. Gene Ontology annotation, molecular function: FAD binding. The record is from RefSeq and is a predicted model, not a curated record. NCBI's taxonomy places the organism in Eukaryota, Fungi, Ascomycota, Dothideomycetes, Botryosphaeriales, Botryosphaeriaceae.
AUGGGGAGCGCGAACGAGGACAUCUCCGUCAUGGUGAUUGGAGCUGGCUCCGGCGGACGGCUGAUAGCUCAGGGUUUGCGAAAGACCGGCAUCCCCUGCACCGUCUUCGAGCAGGACGAGAGCCUGGACCAACGGGCGCGCGACUGGGACUUUGGCAUCUACUGGGCGCAGACGCCGCUGGACGCGUGCCUGCCCGCCGACGUGCGCGACCGCAUCCUCACCGCCCAGGUCGACGACGUGACGCCGUCGGCGGACGCCUUCUUCCCCAUGUUCAACGCCGAGACGGGCCAGGUGCUGCACAGGGUCCCGACGCCGUACUACCUGCGGUUGCGGAGGAGGGAGUUUGCCAGGGUUAUGGGCGCCGGGAUCGAUAUUCGUUACGGCAAGCGUCUCGUCGGGAUCGACGCAACAACGUCGUCGUCCGAACCGGGCGGCGGCGGCGUGACGGCGACCUUCGCAGACGGCACGCAGCACACGGCGACGGUCCUCGUCGGGGCCGAGGGCGCGCACUCGCCGGUGCGGGAGUACCUGCUGGGCGGCGACAGGGGCAAGGUGCUGCGGUCGCCCAUCGUCAUGGCCGUCGUGCUGAGCAAGCUGCCGGUCGAGCGGGCGCGGGCGCUGCGGGAGCAGCACCAUCGCGUCUGCAGCUUGUUCCAUCCGAGCGGGACCAUGAUGUGGAUGGGCGUGCACGACGCCUACGGCAAAGGCGACGACCUCGCCGAGGUCGAGUACAUCUUCCUGUGCAGCUGGCGGCAGGAUCAGGGGCCGAUCGAGCUGCCGGACAGCGGGAGCAUCAUCCGCGACAUCAAGCGCCGCGCGCAGGCCUUCGCCGAGCCCUUCUGCAGCGUCGCCGCCGCCAUCGACGAGGGGCGCAAGGCCUGGGCGAACUACCUGCCGUACUGGCCGACGCAGGGCUGGGACGGCCAUCCGGCCAGGGGGAAGGUGACGCUCGCGGGCGACGCGGCGCAUCCGAUGACGCCUCACCGCGGCCAAGGCCUCAACAACGCCAUCCUCGACUGCGACCAAUUCGUCAAGCAAGUCGAGGCGAUGCCAGAGCGCUCGGCAGCAGCUCUGAGGGCAGCCGUCGAACGGUAUGAGGCGGAGAUGGUGGGCCGUGGCAAUGAAGCGGUGCUGAGCAGUCUCGAGAACUCGCUCAUGGUGCACGACUGGGACCGGCUGAUGCAGUCGCAUAUCGUCAGGGUGGGGGUAGCUACGCAGAAGGUUGAUAAGGAGGGGGAGGGGGAUAAGGAGAAGGAGAAGGAGAAGGAGAAGGAGAAGGAGAAGGAGCAGGGGGUGGCGGAUGUUGGUGCUGCUGGUGGGGAAGUGAGGGUUUGA